Pleurotus ostreatus (oyster mushroom) is the source of this 1035-nucleotide messenger RNA. RefSeq lists its product as uncharacterized. The record is from RefSeq and is a predicted model, not a curated record. The transcript is spliced from 2 exons. Bases 1 to 1035 code for a protein of 344 amino acids. Lineage: Eukaryota; Fungi; Basidiomycota; Agaricomycetes; Agaricales; Pleurotaceae.
AUGGUGUCGAAGCGAGGAUCUUCUCAGCGCCGCAGAUCCCAGACAACGACCGCAAUCACUUCUCAUGCACCCCGCCGCACCAUCGACGAUGCUUACCGUGCCGCGACUAAAAGAGCUCAUCGGCCUCGAGCCAGCAGCCCAUCAUCGUUCUCCGAUGAUUCAUCCUCAUCCAAUUGGGACUUCGAUAUCUGGAGGCAGGCCAAGAGACGCCGUCGGGAUUCUCUGCCUUCAGCUCGGAACGGAUCUCAUAUGGACAUCGACCAAUUUACGACCAUGCCAUCGACCAGCUCGGGCGCGACAGCGCGGCGGACUACAUUACCGUCGACGUCCAUAGCGUUUCAGCUAUUUCCAAUGGCUGGACGUCGAUCAACUAAGACACGACGCUCUAGUUGUCAAAGCGAUUCCGGGGAUAUCGCUCUCAAUGACCGUGAUGCUGACAUCAGAGGUCUGCGUACCAACGCGUUUUGGGAGCUACAUCGCAGCGUCGCCGAGAGUGGUGAGGGAUUCGUUCGGCGAAUGCAGGAUUUGGAGAAUUCUCUGAGCCGGCCAGAUAUGAGGGAAUCAACGUUAAUUGGGAAGAGGCGGUCGUCCAUAAUUCCAUCGCCGCCUUGUUCGGUACGAAUGGACCAGAUGAGCGACUGCUCCGACGAUGGCGAAGAUGACGUGCAGAUACUAGAUGGUGAAAUGGGUGUGAACCAGUGGUCACAACUUUCCAGCUCGUUUCGGGAUUCCUCACAAGUUCCUCUUGCAUAUCGCACAGACGACGAAGAAGCCACAUCGUCUUCCAUUUCGGUUCAUUCAUCCCCUUCAACGACAUCCAUACCAUUCCCCUCGUCAGAUUCCUCUGGUUCGCUGCCGUACUCUGCCGAUCCGUCCGCGCUAGAAUAUCCCUCUUCGCGCAGUGAUAAAGCUCUCGCCGCUCUCACCCUCGCCCUAGCGAACGGCGCCGCCGGACUAACCGACUUCGCCGCUCUCCAAGCCCUUCAUGUACCUCUCGCUAUGGACGAAUGUCAAGUUGGCGACAUGUGGGAUUAG